CAACAACGCUCAUGCAUUGGGAGAAUACAUAACAUACCUCCGGGAUCGGGCGAGUGUUGGUACUUAAGGAUACUACUCAAUAAAGCUAAAGGAUGUCAGUCUUUUGAAGAUGUUCGCACCGUGGAUGGUGUCGUAUACCCGACAUACAAAGAUGCCUGCCACGCACUAGGUAUUAUAGAUGACGAUCAAGAAUUUGUUGAAGCACUCGAAGAAGUGAACAAAUGGGGAACUGCAUCAUACUUAAGAACAUUAUUUGCUACUUUUCUGCUUAUAAAGAAUCUGCAUUCUCCAUUGCACGUGUGGACCAAUUGUUGGAAGCUUCUUGCAGAUGAUUUCUUGCAUGGUCCAGGAAAUCCAAAUAUAACGUACAUUGUCUCAGGUACGCUUCCACAUCAUUAACAAUUAUAUUGCAUUUUACAGAAUAAAUAGGAUUACUAUUAUUUUUCAAUUUAAAGAGUGACAUUAGUUUUACAUAUCAUUGUACAUGUUAAAUUAUUUAAUUAAAUGUAUACAAUUAAUGUUCUUAAAUUAUUUAAGAGAGCGAGGCUCAAGACAAGGCACUUCAAAGGAUCGAAGAGAUUCUAAAGAGUAAUGGAAGAACAUUGGCUGACUUUGAAGGGAUGCCUGUCGUAGAACAUAUAGAUGAUGAACGAGUAGUUGACGCAUUGGCGCGGGAAGAAAUACAGUAUGAUAAGGAAGAAUUGUCUAGCCAGCUGAUGCAGUUACUUCCAUCAUUAACGACUGAACAAAAAGAAAUUUAUGAUUGUGUUAUUAAUGCAAUAUCUACAGAUCAAGGAGGUAGGAAAACUACAUAAAAUUAAUGAAUACUUAUUAUAUCUCAAUUAAUAUCUUAAGUCAUGCUAAACACGUCACCCGUUAUCUUCACAAACCAGGUGUGUAUUUUGUUCAUGGAUUUGGUGGGUCUGGAAAAACAUUCUUAUGGAAUACAUUGGCAGCAUCUGUGAGGAGCAGAGGAGAAGUGUUGGUUAAUGUUGCUUCAAGCGGCAUUGCGUCAUUAUUGCUUCCCGGUGGUAGAACCUCUCAUUCCAGGUUUUCGAUCCCAUUGAGUAUUGCUGAAAAUUCAACAUGUAAUAUCAAGCGCGGGAGUCCAAAAUCAAGAUUAUUAAUAGCCACAAAAUUAAUCAUUUGGGAUGAAGCGCCAAUGACUCACAAGUAUUGCUUUGAGGCUCUUGACAAGACACUCAGAGAUAUUUGCUCAUAUGUAAAUCCAAAGAAUGAAGAGUUGCCCUUUGGUGGAAAAAUUGUUGUUCUAUGAGGGGAUUUUCGACAGACGCUACCGGUAAUCCCUAAAGGCACGCGUGAAGAAAUUGUCAUGUCGGCAAUAAACUCAUCAUACUUAUGGGAUUAUGUUCAAGUCAAGCAUCUCACAAUAAACAUGAGGUUGAUGCAUCAAAGCAACAUGCUGGAUAGGGAAGAAGUUGAACGAUUUGCUAGGUGGAUAUUACAGAUUGGCGAGGGCACUAUCGGUAAGGAGUCUGACAGAGGCAUUGAAGUUGAAAUACCACCUGAUUUGUUGAUCCACUCGAAUGGGGAUAACUACAAAGCCAUUGUUGACAGUACUUAUCCAGACUUGCACAACAAUCUGUCAAAUUUUGACUACUUUGAAGAGAGGGCAAUCCUGGCACCAACUUUGGAAAUAGUAGAGGGCAUAAACAACUACAUCCUCUCAACGUUACCAGGAGAAGAGGUAAAAUAUUUCAGCUACGACAGCAUAUGUCCCACUGCGGCAAGUAGUUCUGGUGAUGAUGACAUAUAUCCACAAGAAUAUUUAAACAGCAUUUCAAUAUCUGGAUUGCCA
Cuscuta europaea is the source of this 1819-nucleotide messenger RNA. NCBI's taxonomy places the organism in Eukaryota, Viridiplantae, Streptophyta, Magnoliopsida, Solanales, Convolvulaceae. The record is from the annotation of a GenBank genome assembly.